AUGUCACUAACUGGAAUACUACUUGAUGUUUCUGGUUCUAUGAAGAGAAACAUUGGAAGCGGUACUGAUGAAGAAGGUGGACCUUGGGCUCAAUCUAUUUUCAAUGUUAUCGAUGACCUGAUUGAACAUGAUCUUACAUCUGAGGAUCGUGUCUUUGCAAUAGGCGUCGGUGCAGAAUUUCCCGGCAAAGAAAUAUUUGAUGUUAUUGGAACUCUCAACAGGCCUGCAACUGAAGACCAUAUCAACGAGAUCUUUGAUUUUCUCGAGAGAAACGGUGCACGCAACAUACGUAAAUGGGCCUGCGAUUUUAAACUGAUUCAAGAUGUACUGUCUGAUUAUAUGGCAACAUUGACUCUGCAAGAACUUAAGUCGGACGAACAGUUUGUCAAAAAAUUUGUGGACGAGUUUUUACCACCCAGUUGUCGUGAUAGAGUACAAACAGCAUCUCAUGCUGGCGGCCAACCUCGAACCCAGCCUUCCCAUCCGAGUGAGAGGAGCGCAGAAUCAAUCCCGAUCUCAUUCGAUCCUAGAACUGGCACAUUCACGAACCAAAACUUUCAUUUUCAAUCCAGAGGAGCGCAGAAUGAAAGCUGGGCUUCAUGGUUGGCCGGCAGCGUACAAUUUGGUCUACGUACAGCAGCGAACAUGGCAGAAAAUGCUACUGUAUCGGCAGUUAGUUGUAUUAGAUCAGCUACGAGAGAGGAAAUCGAAGAAGUUGUAAGGAAAGCAAAAUGCUAUUUGGAAGACUCCUCUCGUGUUUUGAAAAAUGUAGAAACCCGCUCUAAAUUCAGUGUGGAAGAUGCCCCUCGCAUUUUAAAAGACGUAGUAACCCACUCAAUAUUCACUGUACAAGAUGCCUCCCGCAUUAUUCGUGGAUGUGUCGGUGAGAAGGGACUUAACGAACUUUCUAAAGAACGGAAACAAGAGUUACUCGAGAACGUCGAGCCUUUUAUUUAUGGCGGAACGCCGUUGUAUGGAUCUCUCGAAAAGGCAAUAAAGCUUUUUGAAAGAGAUAGGUCUAAGAACAAACUGCUUUUCGUGCUAUCAGAUGGAGAGCCUGCAGACGGCAGAAUUGGUGAUAUCGCCAGGAUCAACCAAAUUACCUCCGAACUAAAUGAAGCAGGCGUCAAAACAGUGUCUUGUUUUAUCACCGCAUCCACAAAUAUUGAUCCAAAACGUUUGUACGAUGAAAUUCCACCUCCACCUACUUGGGAACAUGGAGCUGAGUUUCUGUUUUCGUUGAGCUCUGAAGUACGAACACAGGAUUUAGUGGCACGAGCCAUUUUGGUUAAACGUGGUUGGAAGAUCGACAUCGCCAAAAAUGAAACAAAGUUGUUCAUGCAAGUCAAUCAUCCAGACAACUUAAGGUAUUAAAUUCAACAAGGCCUCUUUUAGGAAAUCAUCAGUGGGGUCCCCAUUAAGAAAAAUGGCCUAAAUGUCCAAAAAUGGCCUAAGAAACGAUAUGCUAAUAAUAUAUUCUCGCUAUACCGAUACCGAAAAUUUCUCAUACCGACUAUGUUUUAAACUAUUGUCUGUAUUCAUAAAAUCAUUUUCAGCUGUUUUGAUAAGAUUUUUAAUGUGAUCAAGAGACAUAAAAAUACCUUCAGAAAACAAAAGCAUUCAGUUAUGAUAGCAUCAAAACACCCUUCCUAACUUAUUCUUCCCGAAAAACAGCACACCGUUACGGGGCAGGGGAUUAGCAACAUGGAGACUGAGGGGACUAGCCUAAUGGCUGAUAAACGAUAUAACAUUGGCAAUUUAGCAUUAUUCUAACUUUUUAUGAAAUUACUUUCAGGGAAGCAUGCAAAGUGGCCAAAAAUGUCGUCUGUAGUUCAGAUGCAUUAUCUGAAUUGUUGAUAUCUGUUGACAUCGACAUAUAUAUCAACCGAACCACGAGUGGUUUUACAGCAAGGGAUCAAGGGGAAGAGUCGACCUGCUAUGCGUUUGCAUCCGCUACUGUGCUCCAUUUGGCAAUGCAACGAUUUCAUGGACGAGAAGAAGGGUGUCCUAGUUUUGAUAAGUUAAAAGAUGAAAUGAUCGAUGCCUAUGGAAGAAAGUGCGCUGAUACAAGGAACGUUUUGGAGAAAAUGUGCCGAAUGUAUAAUUUAUGCUGCCGCCAAGUAUGCGUAAAGGAAGCAAAGGAAGCUAUCGUUGCGAAACGUCCCGUGGUAGCCAGAUUUCGUCUUACAGCCAAACAAUGGGAUGCUUUUGACAACUUCUACGAAAACAAUCCAACUGAUAUACUCACUAAAAAAGAACUUGGUCUCCCUCGUACUUCCAAAACUGAAGGCCAUGCCGUCGUUUUGAUGAGUUACAACAGCAAGUGCUUAAUCUUCAUGGAUUCCUGUGGGCCAGACUGGCCUAAAAUCGUUAAAGGACAAGAUGAAAAGAGUGAAAAGAUCUUGAAUGGAAUCUUUAAAGUGGAAAAUGCAGAUGUGCUUCCUAAACUGGAAUUCUUCGAUGUUUUCUGGGAGUUGAAUACACUGACUGAAAGACAGAAAGAGUAUUACCAAAAUCAUAAAUCUGAAGUAGCUGAGAGGUUAAGGAACUCGUUGAAAGGCUUGCAAAAAGCGGAGUACACGUGCCCAGAAUGUAAGCAAACGUCGUUGGUUACUGAAUUUACUGGAACGCUUUUGGAAGUUCAGUGUCCUAAGUGUUCGUGUAAAUUUUCAACCAAUGAUAACGCAGGAAAUAUUCUAGCACUGAAUAUCUACUUGACAACUUUGAGCGAAUAA
This is a messenger RNA of Paramuricea clavata, 2735 nucleotides long. NCBI's taxonomy places the organism in Eukaryota, Metazoa, Cnidaria, Anthozoa, Malacalcyonacea, Plexauridae. The record is from the annotation of a GenBank genome assembly.